UGUCUCUGUCCGUCUCCGCCGCCAACAACAACAAGAGGAACAUGUCGGGGCUAGGCUGCUCGGAGGAAGACGCGAAGCAGAAGCUGCUGUGGAACGUGAAGAGAGAGGUGAAACAAAUCAUGGAGGAAGCUGUCACCAGGAAAUUUGUGCAUGAGGACAGCAGUCAUAUCAUUGCCUUGUGUACUGUCGUGGAGGCCUGUCUGCUCUACAUGCUGAAGCGCCGAGCUGCUGGCUUUCUGCGGAAUGACAAAGUAGCCGCACUGUUUACAAAGAUUGGCAAGGUCUAUCAAGUGGCGGGAGAUCUGUGCAAGAAAGUUCAAGAAUUACUGCAACAGGUGGAUAACAAGAAAACCCAGUCAAAUGGACAGGAGCCUCUAAAGAGGCAGGGAUCAAUAUCCAAGAGCCCAAUUCUUACACCUCAAGCUAUCAAACACAUCUGGGUGCGCACAGCCUUGUUUGAGAAGGUCUUGGAUAAAAUCGUUCAAUACAUUGUUGAUAACUCCAGCAAAUACUAUGAAAAGCAAGCCCUAAUGUCUGAUCCAGUCUGUGGACCGAUUCUAGCUUCUCUGCUGGUUGGUCCCUGUGCAUUAGAGUACACAAAACUUAAAACUGCUGACCAUUACUGGACUGAUCCAUCAGCAGAUGAACUGGUGCAAAGACAUCGUAUUCAUGGAGCCCAUGGACACCAGGAUUCCCCAUCUAAACGUCCUGCACUUGGUAUAAGAAAGCGACACUCCAGCGGAAGUAUGUCAGAAGAUAAAUUUGCAGCUUCAGCGAGAGAAUAUGUGGAGUCAUUACAUCAAAAUUCCAGAACACAUUUGCUGUAUGGAAAAAAUAAUGUACUGGUCCAGCCAAAGGAGGACGUGGAGACUAUUCCAGGAUACCUCUCACUUCAUCAAUCUGCAGAACAUUUGACUCUGAAGUGGACCCCAAACCAGCUUAUGAAUGGGACUCUGGGAGAUUCAGAGCUUGAAAAGAGUAUCUAUUGGGAUUAUGCCUUAACUGUACCAUUAAGUCAGAUAGUCUGCAUCCACUGCCACCAACAGCCUGACAGUGGAGGAACUCUCGUGUUGGUCAGUCAGGAUGGAAUCCAAAGACCUCCACUUCACUUCCCCCAGGGUGGUCACUUGUUAGCCUUUCUCUCCUGCCUUGAGAAUGGGCUGUUACCACGCGGGCAGCUUGAUCCCCCUCUUUGGUCACAGCGAGGAAAGGGCAAGGUAUUUCCAAAACUACGGAAAAGAAACAGCAGAGCCAAAUCCAUGGACCCAGAAGAACAGAUGGAGGAAGAAAUAGCUACAGAUUAUGUAUUCAGAAUAAUUUAUCCUGGACAGAAGAAUGACUAUGUAACUAUUAACUACCACCACUUAGCUGCCAGCCGAUCGGUCUCUGUCGAGGAUGAUGAGGAAGACGAGGAUAGGCUACAUGAAAUGAUUUCUAUGAUCUGCUCACGGAACCUCACAGCUCCUAAAAUGAUGAAAGAUCCUAAUGAAUUGUUGGAAAUACAUGGAUACAGCGCAAAUCAGUUUCCUUGGCAACUGGGAGAUCUGUGUAGCCAAGGUUCCUCUUGUUUAUCCUGCUCAACCAGUGGUUCUCCCUUUGACUUACCCAACUGUUGUAGCUGUGGAAAUGACAGGACUCCCUUAAAGAUGCUCUGUGAGAACAUGAAGAGGCAAAUUGUUUCAAGGGCGUUUUAUGGAUGGCUUGCUUACUGCCGACACCUCUCUACAGUCCGCACACACCUAUCAGCCCUUGUGAAUCACACCAUUAUUCCCCCUGACAAGCCAUGUGAAGCUACAGGCGGGUUGACUGGAGAAGUUUGGAAUAAGUAUGAGAAAGAUAGGAAGAACUACAAAAAAUUGGAGCUGCUGAGACUAGUUUAUUAUGGAGGAGUCCAGCAUGAAAUAAGGAAAGAUGUUUGGCCCUUCCUCCUGGGACACUACAAGUUUGGCAUGAGUAAGCAGGACAUGGACCAGGUGGAUGAAGAUAUCGCUGCCAAGUACAGAAGUGUAAUGGCAGAGUGGAAGGCCUGUGAGUUGGUCGUCAAGCGAAGAGACAGGGAAACUCAUUCAGCAAUCUUGGCCAAAUUUUCAUCGGGUAGCAGCAUAGAUAGUCAUGUGCAACGUCUGAUUCAUCAAGAUUCCAGCAUCAGCAAUGACGUCUUCAUUUCUGUUGAUGAAGUGGACCAGGGAGAGAAAGCCUUUAAAUUGGUGGAUGAUGUAAUGACAACAGUAGUAAACAUUGACACCCCAACUGCAGCAGUUGAAGAGAGACCAUCAAUGGAGUUUGACUCUCCUGAUUCUGGAUUGCCUUCAUCAAGGAAUUAUUCUGUCACAUCAGGACAUUCCCGAAUCCUUUCAAGUACUGAUGAUCAAAGUUUGUGCAUGGAAGAAGGUGUAUUAGAGGAAGAAGAUAACACUGACUUACACAAGGUCGAAGAACAGACACCCAGUAUUCGUGAAUCUGAUUCCAGAAGAAAAAGUGACCUGCAAAAGGCUGAAACUCAGGACUCAUUGUCAGAGGAACAGCUGUGCACUCAGUUAGACUUGAUAAUGAGUGAGGAAAGCAGCGCAUCUUUCCCAUCGACAACGUACACGACAGAACUGAUGGAUGCUGUAUCAUUAAAUUGGCACCGGAUUGAUAAGGAUGUACAACGUUGUGAUAGAAAUUACUGGUAUUUUACUGCAAUCAACCUAGAAAGAUUGAAGACUGUAAUGUGCAGUUAUGUAUGGGAACACUUGGAUGUGGGCUAUGUUCAGGGAAUGUGUGAUCUCUUGGCACCAUUAAUGGUCAUUCUGGACAGUGAGCCUGUUGCAUACAGCUGCUUUACUCAGCUAAUGAAGAGAAUGAAUCAGAACUUCCCAAAUGGUGGUGCCAUGGAUACUCACUUUGCCAACAUGAGAUCAUUAAUACAGAUUUUGGAUUCUGAGCUCUUUGAGCUAAUGCACCAGAAUGGAGAUUAUACCCACUUCUACUUCUGCUAUCGAUGGUUCCUGCUGGAUUUCAAAAGAGAACUCUUGUAUGAGGAUGUCUUUGCAGUGUGGGAGGUUAUCUGGGCAGCCAAAUAUAUCUCUUCAGAGCACUUUGUCCUUUUCAUUGCCUUGGCUCUGGUAGAGGUUUACCGUGAAAUCAUACGUGAUAACAACAUGGACUUCACAGACAUUAUAAAGUUUUUCAAUGAAAUGGCAGAGCGUCAUGAUGCCCAGCAGAUCCUGAGGAUUGCACGUGAGCUGGUCUACAAGGUGCAGACGUUGAUAGAGAACAAGUGAUAGAACUAAGCCAGCAGGAAAUAGAGCGGAUACUCAGCUUCCUCCUAGCAAGCUUGAGUGGGGAAUCUUCCUCCACCACCCAGCACCAACCUUCGCACCAAUCUACACCCCAACUUCCCUCUUCCUCUCCCCCUGCACCAGCUCCAGUUUCCGUACAUUUGAAAAAUGAUGGUUCAGCAAAACGAGUUGGCCACAUCUUCUCUACUUCAGAGGAUGUCAUGCACUGAAUUGAAAAUGCAAAUGGCGGCCAGAAAUUUGCCAAAAAAGUUGCAAUUUUAUCCCUAA
Messenger RNA from Hemiscyllium ocellatum (epaulette shark), 3551 nucleotides. RefSeq names its product small G protein signaling modulator 2 (gene sgsm2). Gene Ontology annotation, molecular function: GTPase activator activity. NCBI's taxonomy places the organism in Eukaryota, Metazoa, Chordata, Chondrichthyes, Orectolobiformes, Hemiscylliidae. Bases 42 to 3266 code for a protein of 1074 amino acids. The transcript is spliced from 24 exons. The record is from RefSeq and is a predicted model, not a curated record.